This is a messenger RNA of Seriola aureovittata, 2253 nucleotides long. It is a transcript of the gene irf5, whose product is annotated as interferon regulatory factor 5. Gene Ontology annotation, biological process: immune system process; regulation of transcription by RNA polymerase II. Gene Ontology annotation, molecular function: protein binding; RNA polymerase II cis-regulatory region sequence-specific DNA binding; DNA-binding transcription factor activity, RNA polymerase II-specific. Gene Ontology annotation, cellular component: nucleus. Lineage: Eukaryota; Metazoa; Chordata; Actinopteri; Carangiformes; Carangidae. Bases 300 to 1781 code for a protein of 493 amino acids. The record is from RefSeq and is a predicted model, not a curated record. The transcript has 9 exons.
GUCAGACCUGACUGUGGUCUGAUACGGAUCGCCGAGCCCCAUCAGGUUUCUCUUUUUCUUUUCUGGUUCUUUUCACUUUUCUGUCCGAGAUUCUGUUUGUUUGUUUGCUUUGUUUGUUUGUUUGUUUGUUUGUUUGUUUGUUCGUUUAUUAGUUAGUUAGUUAGUUAGUUAGUUAGUUAGUUCGUUUGUUGAUGUCACCGUAACGCGGCAGAGGAUUAAGGUCUGAACCCGCGAAUGUUUGACGACUCACGAAUCAGGAUCAGUGCUCCCAGCCCCCCCCCGCCCGCCUAGCCCCGACCAUGAGCAUCCAGCCUCGGAGGAUCCGUCUGAAGCCCUGGCUUCUAGCUCAGGUGAACAGUGGCAGGUAUCCUGGUCUACAGUGGCUCAGUCCCGACCACCGACUCUUCCAGAUCCCCUGGAAACACGCUACACGCCACACACCAACGUCAGAUGAAGAGAACACCAUUUUCAAGGCAUGGGCUCUGGAGACAGGAAAAUACCAGGAAGGUGUGGAUGAACCCGACCCAGCCAAGUGGAAAGCAAACCUUCGAUGUGCUCUGAACAAGAGCAGAGAGUUUCAGCUGAAGUAUGACGGCACUAAAGAGACUCCGGUCCAACCGUACAAGAUCUACGAGGUCUGCGAGCAGCUGGGGAACCCAGACGGUGUCGAUGAGGAGGAGGAGGAGAUGCCGAACCUGAUGGACCUUACCAUCAACCCCAGGAUCAAUGACCCCUCCUCCUUCAGCUCCUUCUCGGCUUGUUCAGAAGUGAAACAGUUCAGUCUAUCUUCCAGUGGGACAUUUCGACCUCCUCAUGUGAUCCCGAUGCCCCUCCUCCCUGACAGAGUCCUCCCCAUGACCUCUGACCUUCAGGCUCAGGGUCAGAUGGUGGAUCAGGGGAGCUUCGUCCAUCCUGCAGGACUCUCUAACGGGCUCCAGGACGUGAACUCUCUACCCCCCUCGGCUUCCUCUGCUGCCCCCGGGCCAGACCUAAUGGAGUCCAGCAGCAUGGGAGGCAUGGAGACCCAGGGGGAUCCUCAGAACCACCAACCCUGCAAGUAUGAUCUGCUGAGCAGCAUCCCAUUAACAGAUCUGGACCUAAAGUUCCAGUACAGGGGCAGGACCAUGGGCUCUCUGACUGUCAGUAACCCUCAGGGCUGCCGGCUGUACUAUGGACACCUGGAACCAACACCGGAGCAGGUGGACUUGUUUGGACCCAUCAACCUGCAGCAGGUCCUGUUCCCAGGUACGUCUGAGAUCCAGAAUCAGAAGCAGCGGUUUUACACCGAGGCCCUGCUGGAUGUGAUGGACAGAGGUCUGAUCCUGGAGAUCUGUGAACAAGACAUCUAUGCUAUCCGCCUCUGUCAAUGUAAGGUGUUCUGGUCUGGACCAGGCAUGCCCGAACAGGGUCCACCAAAUCCCAUGGAGAGGGAAAAGAAGAUCAAAGUGUUCAGCCUCAAUGACUUCCUGCAAGGACUGAUCCUGUUCCAGAAAGGUGAAGCUCCGAAUCCUCCACCCUUUGAGAUCUACUUCUGUUUUGGGGAGGACUGGCCCGACAAGAAACCCAAAGAGAAGAAACUCAUCAUGGUCCAGGUGGUUCCUGUGGUGGCUCGGAUCCUGACUGAGAUGUUCUCUGGAGAACUCAGCUGGUCCACAGACAGCAUCCGACUACAGAUCUCAAACCCUGACGUGAAGGACCAGACAGUGGAGCAGUUUAAAGAGCUGCAGAGGCUCCUGCAGAGCCAACACAUCCAGGGGCCCUGGACCCCCAACGUGUCCUGAUCAAACGCAUCCAGGGGAUGACCAUCAGCCCCAGAACGUGUAGAGGUUCCGGAGGACCUGAGACGAAUAGUUAAUCCACUUCCUCUCCAGAGUCCCUGUACCCUCCAGGUGUUUGUAUUAACCUCUGAACUGGUCCUUUAAUUAACCUUUCACACUGUGAAGUCCUGAUGACUUCAUGUCAAUGCUGCUCUACAGCAUCUGGUAAAGAUUAUUGAUGAUUGAUCAAAACUGAUCAGAACAAAGAUUAUUUCAAAGAUACACUUUUCAUCCGGUUUGUUUAACUGAUCUCGAGUUAAAAAAAAUGUUUCAUCAGUUGAUCUAAGCUCAGUUUUACAGGAAGUGAAACAGAUGUUUCCUCUGUGUGAGCUAACACUGUUGAACUGAGUUAUCCUCUGACAUGUUCAGUGACCACCAUUUUGUUUUACAUUAUGUAACUAAGUUCAGGAUUUCAAUAAACACCGCUGCAGUAUUC